This is a messenger RNA of Pistacia vera, 1424 nucleotides long. RefSeq names its product probable trehalose-phosphate phosphatase C. Bases 129 to 1205 code for a protein of 358 amino acids. The record is from RefSeq and is a predicted model, not a curated record. The transcript has 10 exons. Lineage: Eukaryota; Viridiplantae; Streptophyta; Magnoliopsida; Sapindales; Anacardiaceae. Gene Ontology annotation, biological process: trehalose biosynthetic process. Gene Ontology annotation, molecular function: trehalose-phosphatase activity.
AGGUAAAAAAUGAGAACCACAUAUUUCAACUCUUAUUAGGCGCGUUAGAUAUUUUACAUGAAUAUCUAUAUAUGUAUGUUAUUUUGAAGCUGUAGAAAAAGGCAUCAGACUAAGUUAGUAUAUUCAGCAUGAUAAGUGAAAUUCAGAUAUUCAAGAUCCUGCAAGCAAUGGGGCUUCAAGGAUCACAUUCCAGUAAACGGAAACUGCAACCCAUCUCAAAAGCAAAGAACGAUGAGAAUGGUAGUGCUCACUCCUUAGUCCCACCUGAUUCUAUCAUCUCAGAUAUUGAAUCUUAUACACCAUGGAAGUUUGAACACCCUUCUGCGCUGGACUCAUUUGAACGGAUGAUGAAAGCAGCAAAAGGGAAGAAGAUUGCCGUGUUUUUAGAUUACGACGGGACUCUCUCACCAAUUGUUGAUGACCCUGAUAAAGCCUUCAUGUCCGAUGAGAUGCGUGCGGCGGUGCGUGAAGUUGCAAAAUAUUUUCCUACAGCUAUUGUGAGUGGUAGGAGCCGAGAGAAGGUGAAGCAAUUUGUACAGUUGAGUAAUGUCUAUUACGCUGGAAGCCAUGGAAUGGACAUUAAGGCACCACCGAGGCCAGUUAAGUCCUCUGAUGGCAAGUAUCAUACCAUUAGCCCCGGCAUUAAGGGGAAUGAAGUAGCGUUUCAGCCUGCUAAGAAAUUUUUGCCUGCAAUUCAAGAGAUAAUCACAGAGUUGGAAGAAGAAACAAAGAAAAUACAAGGCGCCAGCGUUGAAGACAAUAGAUUCUGUGUUUCUGUACACUUUCGACAGGUCCGAGAUGAGGAUUACAGUAUACUGCAGGAGAAGGUGAAAUCUGUACUGAAAAACUAUCCAGAAUUUCACUUAAGCGAGGGGAAAAAGGUUAUGGAAAUACGACCGUCGAUAGAGUGGGACAAAGGUCACGCUCUGGAAUAUUUACUGGAAACUCUGGGCUUGAGCAAUUCCAGCGAUGUCCUACCACUUUACAUUGGAGAUGAUCGAACAGAUGAAGACGCUUUCAAGGUUAUAAAGAGUAGAGGGCGAGGGUUUCCCAUUAUCGUAUCUUCAACUCCAAAGGAUACUAAAGCUUCAUAUUCACUAAAGGAUCCUUCAGAAGUAUUGACUUUCUUAUUGCGUCUAGCAAGAUGGAGGAAAUCUUCUUCUUCAACUAGACAACAUUCUCAAAUUUGGGGUAUAAAUAGUUGAGUUCAGACCGAGUUUUAUCAUGGUCUGUAUAUUAGGAUCAAUGAAUGGCCUGCCUAUAAAAUGGAGGCUUUAGCUGUUUUGUAUAUGCUUUGGUGUGUAUUAAACGACUGUACAAGUCAGCGAUUAGAAUUACAGUCGCUUUUUUCUUUAUAAUGAAAAGUUGGUGGAUUCUACGCACCAUAAAAGUGAAAAAUGAACUAAAAUAUAACUAAUUCUUCA